This is a messenger RNA of Dermatophagoides pteronyssinus (European house dust mite), 376 nucleotides long. Its product is annotated as histone-lysine N-methyltransferase SMYD3-like. Gene Ontology annotation, molecular function: histone deacetylase binding. NCBI's taxonomy places the organism in Eukaryota, Metazoa, Arthropoda, Arachnida, Sarcoptiformes, Pyroglyphidae. The record is from RefSeq and is a predicted model, not a curated record. Gene Ontology annotation, cellular component: cytoplasm; nucleus.
UUGAAAAACUUUUCAUUCAUUUCUAAAUCUUCUAUUCUACAACAAGUUGACUCGAAAUAUUGAAACAUUUGUAAAAGUUUGAUUCGAUUCAUUCGUAAAAAAUUAUCGCCAAACAAUGACCAGUCAUCGUGAUUAUCAAGCUGGUGAAAUAGUAUCCAUCAGUUCACCAUUUGUACAUGUUCUCAGAAAAGAACUUAAAGGUAAAAAUUGUGAUUACUGUUUCGUUCGAUGUAAUGAAUUAGGAAAAUGUAGUCGAUGUAAGAAAAUGUAUUAUUGUGGAAAAGAUUGUCAGCAAAAAGAUUGGAUUCAGCAUAAAUUGGAAUGUAAAUUUUUUCAAAAAGAUUUCGAUCAAUUCAAAAUAACUGNCAAACAAUGA